Messenger RNA from Aspergillus steynii IBT 23096, 1712 nucleotides. RefSeq names its product glycoside hydrolase family 5 protein. The record is from RefSeq and is a predicted model, not a curated record. The transcript is spliced from 2 exons. Gene Ontology annotation, cellular component: cell surface; extracellular region. Gene Ontology annotation, biological process: glucan catabolic process. Lineage: Eukaryota; Fungi; Ascomycota; Eurotiomycetes; Eurotiales; Aspergillaceae. The coding region runs from base 86 to 1630 and encodes 514 amino acids. Gene Ontology annotation, molecular function: beta-glucosidase activity.
UGUCGCAGAUCGGCGCCUUGGAAUGCUUGGCUUCGGGGGCAUACAACCUGCACAACUACAGCCUAUCGGGUAUUUAUUCCUCUAAAUGACCCUAUUCCAUCCAGACAUUUCAAAUACUACAUCCAUAGCAAUCGUCGUUGACUUCAUAGACAAGAUGAGCCCUCACGCAGACUCCCCGGUCGUUCCUCUACAAGCCCCUUCCACACAAGCGCCUUCUUUCCUGCGUGUCUCUGGCACUGACAUCGUCGACGAACAUGGCAUCCGUGUUGUCUUGAAAGGCGCCGCUCUUGCCGGCUUCCUCAACAUGGAGAACUUCAUCACUGGCUAUUCUGGCCAUGAGCACCAAUAUCGCGCUGCCAUGACUGACGUCUUGGGCAAAGAGAAAGCCGAAUACUUCAGUGAUCGCCUCAUCCACUACUUCUUUAAUGAAGAUGACGCCCAGUACUACGCAUCCACGGGAUUGAACUGCGUUCGCCUGCCCUUCAACUACCGACACUUCAUCGACGACCAGAACCCUCAUGUCAUCAAACAAUCCGGCUUCGAGCGUCUCAACAGAAUCGUCGAAAUAUGUCGCAAAUUCAACCUCUACGUCAUUCUAGACCUGCACGCCGCGCCUGGCGGCCAGAACCAAGACUGGCAUUCAGACAACGGUCUCCCACACGCCAGCUUCUGGGACUUCCGACUCCUCCAGGACCAAAUCAUCGACCUUUGGGUCGCCAUCGCAAAGCACUAUGCCUCCGACCCCAUAAUUGCCGGCUAUAACCCUCUCAACGAGCCCUCGGACCCCGAACACAUCCGGCUCAUCCAGUGGUACGACCGAGCCCACGAGGCCAUCCGCGCCGUCGACCCAAAUCACAUUCUCUUCCUCGACGCCAACACCUACUCCAUGGACUUCUCGCACUUCGACCACGUCCUUCCCAAUACCGUCUACUCCUGCCACGACUAUUCGAACAUGGGAUUCCCGGUUCCCGGCCAACCUCCAUAUACCGGCACAGAGCAGCAAAAAACGAAGCUCCGCGCCCAGCUCGACCGCAAGACCGCCUUCAUGCGCGAUUGGAACGUCCCCAUCUGGAACGGCGAGUUCGGACCCGUUUACCCAGACCCUGCAAAAGACUCCGACGCAAACGCCACCAUGACAUCCCGCAUCGCUCUCCUCCGCGAACAGCUCACCAUCUACGCCGGUCAGAACAUCAGCUGGAACAUCUGGCUCUACAAAGACAUCGGAUACCAGGGCAUGGUAUACCUCGACCCGGAUACGCCGUACAUGAAGCUCAUCGCACCCUUCGUGGAGAAGAAGCAGCGUCUAGGUCUCGAUUUUUGGGGCUGUACGGAUAAAGAGGGUGUGAAGGAUAUAUAUGAGCCGUUUAUUGAAGGGUUGAAGAAGAUGAUUCCCGCACAUUUGCUAAAGAAGAAGUAUCCGCCUGUCUGGACGUUUGAUCGUCAGGUCGAGAGGGCUGUGAGGGAGUGUUUGAUGAGUGAGUAUAUGGUUUGGGAGUUUGCGGAGCUCUUCGAGGGGAAGAGUAUGGAUGAGCUGGAGGAAUUGGCUGCUUCGUUUGCGUUUAAGAAUUGCGUUAAGAGGAAUGCGUUGACGAAGACGUUGAUGGAGGAUGCGAACAGGGGUUCGAUUUGAAGUCCACCAAGACUUGUAUGGUCAGGAAGCCGAGACUCGUUUGAGGACGGCGACUAUCACUAGCUAUGCAUAAUUCCAGAUA